AUGGCCUUUUUUGCAAAAUGGACCGUUGCUCAACGUUCACUACUUCACUUCACAGCUUCACCUUCACUCCUUCAGUGCUUCACACAAAAUCUCCCCAAGUCUGAUAUUUUCCCUUAUAAAAAAAGAUACGGUAAUGCCAACGUGUGGAAGAUUUUCACAGAUCUGUUCGAUUACUUUCCUCUCACAGCUUUGGUAAAUUUAUUGAACGGUUGUGUCAUGAGAAGUUGUGUGAAGCCAAAAGAACAGAUGGAGGCCAAUCCAGUUAUGCUUCUCCAUGGUUUUGAUAGGUAUGCCUCAUAUUAAGCUAAUGUUUUGACUACUUUCUCUUGCUGUGCUCUGUAUUUUUCAUUAUCCCUCAUUGUUCAGCUCAUGUUUAGAGUGGAGGUACACAUUUUCGAUGCUUGAGGAGGCUGGAUUAGAGACAUGGGCAGUUGAUAUCUUAGGAUGGGGUUUCUCUGAUUUAGGUAUUUCUUCUUGAUGAGCAAAAAAAUGGUAUUACCGAAUACCGUACUGAACCGAAAUUUGAUUUACCGAUUCCCGAAUUACCGAACCGAAGUUUGAAAGUUCGGUAUUUGUUAUAUACUUUCAAUUACCGAAUACCGAAUUACCGAACCCGAACUUUAAAAAUA
Molecule: messenger RNA, 629 nt
Organism: Lycium barbarum (goji berry)
Lineage: Eukaryota; Viridiplantae; Streptophyta; Magnoliopsida; Solanales; Solanaceae
Exons: 4
Coding region: 1-303 (100 amino acids)
Source: RefSeq, a predicted model, not a curated record